AGGAUAACGAUGGUAAGACCAGGAGGGUUGUAUAGGCAAGUUUAAACGUGGAAAACAAGGGGGUGGUAUGGGCUUGUAUUCCAGUGUGCAGCGGGCGGUCAUCGCGGCGGCGGCGGCGCCGUUAUGCUGCUCCUGUAAAAACUCCUUUUAGAAAGCGCUGUAUGACAGUACUCGUCAUAUGCAUUUUCACGGUUUAAUCGUCGGUGUCAACUUGAAUUCACUCACGUUGACUACGUACCACACGCGCGAGGGGUGGUGGGAUCAGCGAGGAUUGAUGGCAAGGGCGUAUGCAGGAUGAAGAUAAUUUUAUUGACAAGCACUCGGCAAGAAAAUUGAAUUAACGAAAUAAAGAGGAGAAAUCAUCGGAUUAAGCUGACAGUCGAGGGCUGAGGUGCUAGUGACUGUGUUCGCCAUUAAUAGGAGGUUAAAAUCAAAUAAAUAGAGGUGGAGAGUUGUCAGGGUGAGGCUGUGGUGAUGCCGUGAGAGGGUGGAAAAUUGAGAAGAAUAAGAGGAGUGAGCAGGAGUUGUAGGGUAAAAAACCGAGUGAAGGAAGUGGCAGAGGGAGCUGCCGCACCUACUCGCACUUCUCUCGCAGCCAUACACACACUUUUGAGCAGUGAGGAUGCAACGGACGAGAGUCUACAUGAGCCCUGAGGCGCCCUGAUAAAGACUUCAUUUGGAUCCGCGUACGUGCGGAGACAAAUGGCUAUUCAUCGUUUGUGAAAAGUAAAGGUACCCACUUUAAAUCUUCUCCAGUGGGUAGAAAAGAAUUUGAAAAAAAAAAAAACAAUUCGACUGACAGUGUAUCCCGGGUCUUACUGGGCUCUGGGGGAGGGGGUGGAGAAUUCCCACCUCCACAAUGCCCCAGUGGUGAUCUCAAAAUCUGAAAACUGGCCCCGGGCUUUAAUCGAGAUAAUCACCGAGUUUCGGGUGUGCGUGUCAACUGUGACCUGUGACUGAAUUUAAUUGCAUGUAACCUGCGGUGGGAGCAAUUGUGAUGGGGGGGAGGGGGAUAAUGGUGGUGGAGAAUUGGAGGAGUUAAUCUAGUGAUUUAUACGUAUGCGUGAAGAAAACAGUAUGAAUGUAGAGGAGUUUGAUACAAUGUGUUCAUGCAACGGUUGAUAAUUUACAUGUGUCGUAAAUGGUGUACAGUGAUAUUGUUGGUGUUUGGGUGGUGGCAAUUUUAGCCCUACACCUUAAUUAUAAACGAGAAUGUCGAUCCCGAGGAUUGGCGUAAGGGGUAAGACAAUGGCAACCUUAUUCGUACUCAUAGCAGCAGCAACAUCGUCCACGAGGGGCCAUCGUCCUGCCCCAAAUAAUCCAGCACAACUGGUACCCACAACGGCCUCACCCUCGUCAUUGUACGUGAAUGGUGGUAAUGCUAGUCAUCAUCACAAUGUUCAUCAGAAUAAAGCACCGUGGGAUGGAUUCAAUAGUACAAUUCAUCAUUUAAAUGCUCACGUCAAGGGACAUAAUAGAACUGAUAAUGAAACUGAGGAGAAAGUGCCACUUUUUCCAACAGAUUUAUUCACUAUUGAGGAGAGACAGCGUGGUGCUGUUAUACUACAUCUGUUAGGGGUUAUAUACAUGUUUGUUGCCCUUGCCAUCGUCUGUGAUGAAUUUUUUGUCCCAUCGUUGGAUGUUAUUAUUGAAAAAUUGGAAAUAGCUGAUGAUGUUGCUGGUGCUACAUUCAUGGCUGCUGGUGGCUCAGCACCAGAAUUAUUUACAUCGGUUAUUGGUGUUUUUGUGUCAUUCGAUGAUGUUGGUAUUGGUACUAUUGUUGGCUCAGCUGUAUUUAAUAUAUUAUUUGUCAUUGGUAUGUGUGCAAUAUUCUCAAAAACAGUAUUGUCACUCACAUGGUGGCCAUUGUUUCGUGAUUGCACAUUCUACAGCGCCAGUUUACUAACGUUAAUAUACUUCUUUCGGGACAACUUUAUACAUUGGUACGAGGCACUUGUAUUAUUCUGCUUCUAUCUGGCCUAUGUUAGUUUCAUGAAAUGGAAUCAACCAAUGGAGAAACUCGUCAAGAGGAUAUUGUACAGAAAUAAAGUAACCAGGGUUAGAUCGACGGAUCAGCUCAUGCCAUCGCACCAGAGCGCUGCCCAGGCAUUGCAUCCCAAUGCGACAAACAGCAGUGAGACGAGUGUGGGUGGUGCGUCAGGUGCGUGCGGUAAUAGCGGUGUUGCGAUAAACGCCGACGCCGGUUGCAGCAGUCGAGGUGGUAGUAGCAGUGGGCAGGGAUGCGAACAAAUGUCACACCCUGGCCAGCAUCAUUCAUCGAGGGAGAGUCAUGCUAAAUUUAGGCACGGCCUAUUACAACUGAUGAUCCACACGAUUGAUCCGCUCCACGACGGUCAGUCCCAUGCCGGUAAAGUGGAUGAAAAGGCGACGCAAUUACAUGCGAUAGCGUCGCUGAAAGUGCUGUUGGACGCUACGAAGCCUCAGAAUGGUGCUGCAACGUCAACAUCGGCGCAUUACUCUGGUAGUGCCUCCAAGGAAACAGCUUUACAAUUACAACAGGGGUCUCAAGGCACCACGACCACAACUACUACGACGACGACAGCUGGGACCACCGCUGGAAUUCAGGAACUUCCAAAUGGCGGCAUUGCGUCGGGACUCGAUGCCGGACUAGAAUCGGGUGAAGAAGACGAUCCACCAGAGGCGCUGGACAUGGCAUGGCCUAACACUGGGAAAAAGCGUCUCACCUACAUUCUAGUUGCACCAAUACUAUUCCCUCUGUGGCUCACUCUGCCAGAUACACGAACCCCGAGAGGCAAAAAAUUCUUCGCUGUUACAUUCAUCGGGUCCAUCUUCUGGAUAGCGGCGUACUCGUACCUGAUGGUCUGGUGGGCAAAUGUUGCUGGUGAUACGAUACGAAUACCACCCGAAGUAAUGGGUCUAACAUUUCUCGCCGCUGGGACUAGUAUUCCCGAUUUAAUAACCAGUGUCAUUGUGGCACGUAAGGGUUUUGGUGAUAUGGCUGUAUCCAGCUCCGUCGGCAGCAAUAUAUUCGACGUCACUGUUGGGCUUCCGGUACCGUGGCUACUGUACGGUUUGAUCUACGGCAAGCCAGUCGAGGUGAACUCAGUCGGAAUGGUCUGCAGCAUCGCCAUACUUUUCUGCAUGCUCCUCUUCGUUAUCAUGAGUAUCGCAUUCUUCAAAUGGCGAAUGAAUAGAGGCCUCGGAUUCACCAUGUUCCUUCUCUACUUCGUAUUCGUCGCCGUAUCGCUCAUGUUCGAGUACGAAAUACUCGUUUGUCCCGUUUAGAAUAUUAUUAUCGAUACUGAGGAGCUCAGUCGAAAUGCAAGCCACUCUGGCCAGACGCUGCAGAAUGAAAAAUUUCAAAAAUCCAUCGCCAAAACCCCCAGAGAAGCAAACGUCGUCAGCCCCCUACCCCCAUUACCACUCAAAACCACAAAAGUAUAAUCGACAAAACGUUGUUCUAGUGAAAAUUGUGUAAAUAUGUAUAAAACCUUUCAAGAAAAAUAAUAAAAAACCAUCAAUCGUGCUUUUUAUAUAGUCAAAGUAUUGUCAAUCUGUACGGGAACGUCGGUGACUCGUUGAAAUAUAUAUAUGAGCAUAAUAACUUCUAUUUACAUGUUAUCUGCACUUGGUAAAAAUUAUUCCCUCGCUGAAUUUCAUCAAAUGGAUACAUUGAGACCUUUUAAAUGGGUCACCAGUGAGUUGUCCACUAGUUUGUCAUGGCAAAAGAAUAAUACAUGGAGAAAAUAAAAAAAACUACGCAUAAAUGAAAUAAAAACAUUCUGUGUCACGAUGCAAAAACUUCAGCAGAAUGUGGUGGAGCACUCGAGUGUCAUGGAAGUCGAUAUGUCACGUUUUACGUUUUUACGAUUGUAGAACAUGAUUAUAGAAUAUUAUAGCUGAUAAGGUAAAACAUUUUUCGCAAUUUUGUAUAACAAAAGUAAUAUCUACCGACGAAAAAAAAAAACCAUUGUAAACCAGUAAAUUAAAGAAAACUGUUGCGUGUAGUUAAUAUUUGGAAGAUGUUGUAGAAUUAGCCUGGAGCGAUUGAAACGUGACUAUUUGAAUUCUGCCUCAAGUGUUCGACUUUUGAUCGAAGUUACAUGAUUUGUUGUUAAUGUUGACAUUGAAUAGUUGAUUGAGACAUUGGGGGGAGCCUAAUUGUGGCCUACAGUAUCAAAAAAAAUGAAAUAUAUAUUAUAUCAUAGUUAACAUCCCUUCAUAUAGUUUAUAAUGAAAGAUAGCACUUGUUCACAAUUUUAAAUACUAUAAUGUUACAUGAUUAACUCAACAUUCAUCUAUAUUUUGACCUGGCGUUCUCCCAGAUCGAUUGUUUGCAUAUAGAUUGAACGAAUCGAAUUGUUUUUUUACGAAUAAAAACAAGAAUCGAGUCAUGAAUUUUUAAUGACUCAAGGGAGAUAAAUAAAUACCACCUCCAUACUAUCUAUUAUUAAUUCAAAAUAGAAUGAUAAAUCAAUUUGCAUUUUACAUUAGAUAAUGAAGGAUCGCGGGGCUGCGACGUUUGCUACGAAUGCAAAUGGUUAAUGAACAAUACAAUCACCUGGAGAACCCAAUCAACGACAUAAAUAGAGACUGGUGUUCCUCGGUGUCAUAGUUACUUAGGUGUAAUAAAAAAAAAUAUAUAUACAUAAAGUAUAAAUUAACAUGUUAAAAAUAUUAGCGAAUUAUGCACAAUACGAUCUUCCCGAAGUAUAUCGAUCCGCGAGAGAAAUAAGUAAGAGUGGUAAUGCCCUAAGAAAAUGCUGCGAAAAGGAAAAAGAAAAAAAACUCAAAAAUAUGAAUAAUAAAUAAAAUAAAAUAUCAUAGAGCUUAGUCACUAGAAGUGAAAUGAAACAAUUUUAAAAUUGAUGGAUAAAGAGUGAGAUGGAUGAUACAUAAUAGAUAAAUACGUAUUAUUGAAUAUGUAUUUAUUUAUACAGUGCAUCUAAAAAAAUAAAAAGCCAGCCGACGUGACUGCAGCUCGGGCUCCGUGUCUCUCGUUGCGUGACCUUUAGCCACCCUUAUACCCGCCCCUUCUAGUCACAUUUGAUGAAUUACACUUCUCUCUCAAAUAUUAUUCCCAUUUGCCCUCGGAUAAUAAUGAAUUGCGGAUCAGAACGACAGAAGCAAUAACGAAAAUACGCGAUUUUUCACGAAUAUAGAACAAUACGAAGACACGAGAUGCGAGCAUCACUGAUGUGGGCCAUUGGUUAUUUGUACUCAAGGAUUUUAUCAUUGAAUAUUGAAUGAAACAGGUGGUGAUAAUAACGCGAGGGAAUUUUAAACGGAUUUUUUCAGAUGAAAAUUUUUUUGGAAUUUUGUUGAUUAAAAAAAUUGUACGAACUUGAGAUAAAUAUUGUUGGUCGAUUAUUCGACUGAAGGCGCGGGAAAAAAUCUGGAGUCAAAUGGAUAAUUCAGUACGAAAAUUAUUGGUCAUUAAUUGAGAAUUAUAUCACGACGAAAUGAAUAUUUAAAAAAUGAUGGUAUAUUAUAAUUGACAAGGCAUGAACGCACAUAUCAGAGAAAGAGACGUUUAAAUUUAGAUAUCAUUAGUCGAUGAGUGAAAGCGAUCUUAGACUAGAAGUCCACUGGUAAGGUUUAAAAUAGUUGAUUAAAUGAUGAUGAAAUAAAUAAUGAGCGUUGAAGUUUCCAAGAUUACGAAAUAAUUAAUGUUAAGAUUAUAUUAAAUUGAAAAACAAGUGAUGUGAGGGGUGCGACGAUACACAACGUAACGGGGUGAGUCGCUAUCUAAAUAUAGAAGAAAAUACCAAUUAUCAUUAAUCGAUAGUUAGGAUGAUUAUGAAUAACAUACGAUUUCUUCGCGGAAUUAUUCGGAGAAUGACGAUUUAUUGAUUAUUAAAGUUACCACAAAUUGGUUGAGUUUCUGUUUAAACAUUGUAUUUGCAUUUACAUGUAGGGUUUCGUCCCCCUCCCCCGUCCAGCACCGUUAUUGAUGAUGAUUCAGGAUGAUGAUAUUGAAUGAACAAAUUAUAGAUGAACCACUCAAUUUAAUGAAAUCAAGUUGAAUAUGUGAAAUAAAAUAGACAUUAUAUGAAAACAGGUUACAUAGUCUACGAAUGUUACUGCAGGUCCAGUUGUGUUUGAUUAUUCCAUUAUUAGCGAACGAACCAACGAAGAAACAUAAGUAACGAGUUACUAUUGAUUGAGUCCUUUUACUUUUUUCAUUAUUUCGGAAUUGAUAAUGCAUUAAUCAAUACUGUCGUAUUUCGCGUAGGACAGAGAGGAAGAUACGAUUUGGAAUUGAUUAUUUGGCGAUGUUGAAGGUCAGAAUCGUCAAUAAAAUGACAAGAAAUUUCAUUUUACGUAGAUGAAAGACAUUUAUUCUGGAAAAUCAAGGGACAUUGGUGAAAAAAUGAAAACAACAAUUGGCAAUUGAUUAAAUGUUCCUUUCACUCCCCUCCAGCAUCCCUUGAUAUUUGUGGAUAAUUAACAACAAUAGAGGUGAGUUUUAAUUUUUCUUUUUCUUUGGGAGAAUUAAAUCUUCCAGUGUCAUUUUUCACAACAACACUCAUUUUACAACCGUCAACAUCGCCAAGUUUUCAUACAAACAAUUGUUCUCAGAUUGAGAACAACAGUUUUCAUUUAGAGAAAAUACUCUCGUUUCUUGUGGGGUGGGACAUUCUCGAAUCUCCAAUAUCUUCGAGACAAAGAAUGCGAGGGAGAUGACGUCGGUGGCAUUUUGAAGUUGAAAAAAUAUUGCAACUGGGGUCAAUAGUGCUGGACUAUGUGUCAGCAUCAAGCAUCCUGUUCACGAGAGAAUGCUCCAGUGUCAGAUGAAAUAUCUGGGAAAGUACUGCGAAGUUGUUGGGACGUGUAACGUGGAGCGUUGAGAAAAUUUUAUUCACGAGGAAUCAAGUAGUUUUUGUAAUAGUCUCUCUGUGACGCCUAGACUACACAGUCAUAUGCAUUUUCAGCGAAAAGCGGAUUUCUUGAAGCAGAAAACACUUGCCAUUAAAUUUCGCGAGAGUGAUGAAACGAAAUGCUGAGAACAUUUAUUUGAUUUGAAAGAUCCCCCAAGCAAUAAAGCAAUAAAUUAUUCAAAACGCGGGGAAAGACUUGAACAAUUGAAUGCGCCUUAUUCAUUUCUAGAAAUUAGGGAUUGACGUUUGAAGACUUACUCCGUUUUUCUUUCUCUCUCUGUCCAAGUCUUCGGCACAUCAGUUGAGAAAAAAAAAUUUGGGGCACCAACUGGACGGACAGGAAGGAGAGGGUAUUAUCUCUGAGACCCACUGGAAGGGCGCGCCUCGGGGGACGAAACCGGGGAUUUUGCCGUGAACACUGACAUUUUUACUAGCGAUUUCAGUAGAAACGCCCGUUUUUGUCAGCCGAGGUGCGCCCCAGCGGUCGAUCUCCGGGAGAAGUCCUGAGAUCCUGGGUCUUUUUCCGUUUCCUCUUUUUUCGUGUGGUGGGGAUGGCUAUUGGCCCUUUUCCAGACUCGUAAACGAGGGGGAAAUGUCAUUUACGACGAGUGCUGUGGGGGUUUUUACUCGUAUCGCUGGGCAGUCGUCGGCUUCGGCACGAACGCGUGUUCCGCUUUGGAAAAUCGAUCGAUAUUUCCUCGAUGCCGGGGAAAUUUGUUAAUUUGUUAGCCCGUACCUUUCUAAAAAUUUCAAAAUGCCACAGAGCCCUUCGUAUUCCAUAUUUUCAGUAUCGAGUUAUUGGUCAUUAAAAAUUGUCCCUUUAGCCCUGCGGAACCGAAAUUCUCGAGAAUCAUUUUCAUUGAGCAACUGGAGAGAGGACACUUGCAAGGGGAAAUUAUUGGCAUGAUAGGACCGUCAAAUUGGACAGAAGAAAAUCGAAUGAAUGCCACAGUUGAUAUGUGCAAAGGCAAUUCGCUUUCGGAGUCAGUAUCGAAUUAGCGACUGAAGCAAUACUCGCACGUUUUCGAUAGUUGUCAUGAUUAAAAAACCAACUAAGACAUUGAAGUUAUGGAAAAUAUCCACCUCCUCUCAUGAAGAACUGCAGCUUCAAUUGAACAAUCACACAUUAUUUCCCCAAGUCGUGAUAAAUUCAACGUCUGAAAAUCUGUUGAUAAGUGCAAUAACAAAAAAAAAUGGUAGAUGACGAGAGUGAUUGGAAUAAUUUAUUUAAGUAUUAAUAGCGAAAUGUGCUGCCUGCUUAACACUCUUUUUUCCCAUUUGUUAAUUAUGUUACCCGGAAGGGCCGGGCCAAAAUGCACUAUAACUCAAGAACUGCACGGGACAAAAUUCUUUGAAUUUGUUCCGGCAGUUCAGGAAUUAUUGAGUGCUAUUUCACAUCGACUUAGCCCCACAUUGACUCAAUUAUGUUCUUUCCCCUGACUCAAUUGAUCAACUAGCGAUCCUAGAUAAUUAUAGAAACCAAAACGAACAAAAAUAAAACGACUGACAUCGUUUUGAAUGCAUAUUUGUACAAAGACAAAACAAAAAAAAAACGCUAUACAGGAACAAUAACAAUGAUGCAUUUCAAAAUUAGCGUACCAUUUUCUUGAACUCGUUAACUAGACGGCCGUGAGUGUUUUUAGUAAUGAGAAUUAAUGGUCAAUGAUUAACGCUGUUCGAUGUUUUAAAUAAAAAAAAUGAUAUUAAAAGAAAUUUGAAUAUUCAGGAGCAAUGAUAAUUAGGGAAAAUCCAAACCAACAGAAAAGGGAGUCGCAUGAAAUUUUAAUGAGAAACUGAAUAAUAAUAAAAAAAGCCGCAAUAAAGUCACGCGUAUAAUUUAUGAUACUGGCCCCACGGCGAUGAAUUAAAACUGCGGAAAUACCGAGUAAAACACCCACCGAAAUCCCAAUAAAUGUAAAGAAAACGUGAGAAAAAAAAGUUGAAAAAAAAAUGAUUUAAAAAACUUAAAAUUUAUUAUAUCCUUAUAUACAAAAUUUUUACGGCAUAUACGAAAUACGAUGUAGAGCAGUAUAAAAUUUUAAAUACAUGCGUAGGUUAAUUGUUGUUGUCUACCAUAAAUAGUAAAUUAGUAUUAUACAUAUAUAGAAGGUGAAAUUUUUAGUUGAUAAGCGACGAAAGCAGACGAUUAAUAAACAAUUAAAAGAAAAGGCAAUUAGCGAGUGUGCGUGUGCGAGAGUGUUUAGGCUACGUGUGUGCAAAUUUACCCGAGUAUUGAUGAAAUAUAAAUUGAAAAUUGAUGAAUUAUUCAAUGAGAACAAUUGAGUAAAUAAAAGCAUCAGACAAGGCAUAGUAGACACUAAACUAAGAAUGUAUUAUACAUAUAUACAGAUAUAUCAAAUAUAUUCACAUAUACAUAUACAUAUGUUGUUCUGUACAUAUCCGUAUGUGUAUAUAUGUAUAUACAUAUCAAACAUAAAUAAAUUGAUAAUGAGAUAUGAAUAAUGCGAGUGUUGAAUAAGUGAUAUUCACACUUUAAUAAUAGAUAAAUAAAUAAAAAAAUGCAAAGGCUUGCUUGCGAUCGCCCGCAAAAUGCUAAAUAUAAAUAGGACGAGAAUGAUUAUAAGAAUGGCCAGAAUUAGGAAAAUUCAUGAUUAUGGCGUUCGAGACGUGCUCAUUUUAACGCCUGACAACAAAUGAUAAAUAAACAAUUAUAUUUGAGAUAAAAGAGAUAAAGUAACCGUGUUAUGUAGGAAAUGUCUUAUGCUAAGCACGGUUCCUCAUGUUACAUGUUGAAUUAUAAAAAAAAUGAAUGAAAUAAUGACAAAAAAAAUGAAUAAAUAAAAGUCCGUAAUUUUUUGGUCCGUUACUGCAAAUUGUUUGAGAUUAUUAUACACAAAUGAAAUCAUACAUUACUCACAUACAUAUAGGUAUAAAAAUGACUAUUAAAUAUGUUACAUACUUGCCAACUUAAAGGAUGAAAUGAAAAAAAAUAAUAAUAAUACUAAUUAUGGAAAAGCGUAGUCCAAAUUUUUCCGCCUCGCUUUUUAGUGUGAAACGAAAAUAAAAAGAUGAGGCUUCUAAACGACCGAAGCUGACAGUUAUGUUUGUACGUGCGCCGCUGAUAUCAACGUAGUCCUGACAAAAAAAAAUAUAUAUAUAUACCUAUAUAUAUCUAUUCCCCGAGUUGACUGUAACGAGCAACUCCAUUAUAAAAACUACAUCCUUUAUUUCUUUUACCAAUUAACAAAAAAUACGGGCCAGAAGUAUGACAGAAAUUGUAACAAUAUUUAAUGAACAUAUUUUGAGUGCUUUGUGCAUGUUUUUAUAGAUGUAAUUUUGAAUUAUCAACGGAAAAAUGUGAAAUUUUUUACGAGAACCAUGUUUACUUCAAUAAUUACUAUCUCAUUUAUUCAUUAAUUUUCUCCCACUAACGUCAGCUGUGUAUCAUCGGUCACGAAAAUGAAUGCCAUCGAAAAUUUCUUGCACUAAAAUAUUUUCAAUACAACUACUCUGUUACUGAGUUGAUAAAUUUACAGAUCCACUAUAUAAACAAAAAAAAAUGUAUUUACGCAACUCACUGAUGUUCUGGUAAUGCCUAUACUGUUGAUGAGAAUUUACAUUAAAAAUUUGACAUGUUCAUGCUACGCUUUCUCACCUGGUUCCUAUUCAAUCAAUUCUGCAAUAGCGUCAUGGAACGCUGUAUUGUUGAGUAACAGACGAAUUAAGAAAUUAAAAUGCCGUAGAAAAGGAGCGCAGGGAGCAAUUGGUAGGUCCAAUUGCUAAAAUCUAGGGUGCUAUCCUAGAAGUUAUUGCAUUAUCGAAUUAAGAGAUUAAAAAAAUGAAAUGAAGAGGACAGAAAAAUCACAAAUAGUGAAGAAACGAACUUUCGCUUCCAUUUUCCCCUUUUUCUUCAAAAAAAAAAACUAUUUCAACGCUGUCUUUAUACUCAACUACUCAACUUCUAUUCGCCAUUUUCGCUUAACUGAAUCUCCAACCAUUGUAGCGGAUUUUUGAAACAAACAAGAAAUAGAAAAUAUAUACUCAAAAGGAAUGUAAUAACAUGAGGAAGGUCACUGGGUCAUGAACGUUGAUCAUUCAACUAUUUUAAUUUCCCUUUGAAGUUUAUGAUUGAAUACCUCCCUCCUAGCACACCUUUGUACAAACGAGAAUAAAUAAAGUGAAAAUAUAUAUGAAAAUGCAUUUUUAAACGAUAACGACUCAUUCAUGUCGAGUAGAUGCCUGUGCAUGAUCGGUCAAUAAAAAUCCAACUUCGGUGACUACUUUGGGGUAGAAAAAUGAUGAUAAUAAUAGGAAUAACAUACGAAAAAAAAGGGUAGAAUCUUCCCCUGAAA
Messenger RNA from Diachasmimorpha longicaudata, 11176 nucleotides. RefSeq names its product sodium/potassium/calcium exchanger Nckx30C (gene Nckx30C). The transcript has 7 exons. Bases 1213 to 3267 code for a protein of 684 amino acids. The record is from RefSeq and is a predicted model, not a curated record. Gene Ontology annotation, biological process: intracellular calcium ion homeostasis; calcium ion transmembrane transport. Gene Ontology annotation, cellular component: plasma membrane. Lineage: Eukaryota; Metazoa; Arthropoda; Insecta; Hymenoptera; Braconidae. Gene Ontology annotation, molecular function: calcium, potassium:sodium antiporter activity; calcium channel activity.